Messenger RNA from Penicillium waksmanii, 1458 nucleotides. RefSeq names its product M24 family metallopeptidase. The transcript is spliced from 5 exons. The record is from RefSeq and is a predicted model, not a curated record. The coding region runs from base 1 to 1458 and encodes 485 amino acids. Lineage: Eukaryota; Fungi; Ascomycota; Eurotiomycetes; Eurotiales; Aspergillaceae.
AUGUCGAAACAUUCGGAUUGGAACGCACCCGACGUGGAGGCCCGGGCGAUCUCGAUCCCUGGAAACUCUAGACACAAUCGCUUUUCUCUCCGCAAUGCAGCGUGGGUGCUUGCGGGGGCUGGUCUUGCAGCAUCUGGAUUCUAUCACUAUUCCUCUCAAUACAAAACCCCACGGUCGCAUCUACAUCUUCUUCCUGAGGCCGGAGGCAAUUUCGCACCUUGCCGAGGCCAUGAAGAUUCCGACCGUUUGAAAGGUUUCCAGCAGUGUGCAAUUGACAAUCUUCUGAAUACCGGUUUGCCCUUUCUGGGAAAUGCAUCGCCCAUUACCGUUGAUGAUUUCGAGGAACGCCGUCAGCGACUGGCUGAGGCCUUGGUAGCUGAAGAUGUCGAUGCAUUUGUAGUCGAACCGGGCUAUACUUUCAAGUAUUAUGGCAACGUGAGCCAACCUGAGUGGGAAGUAUGGGAGCCCGAAGAACGCCCAUUCCUGAUGGUUGUGCGCCCGUUUUAUGAUCAAGCAGGCAGUGUCAAGGCUAACACGACUUUUCUCUGCCCGUCAUUUGAGGCUGAGCGAGCGCGACUCCUUGGAAUGCCAUUUACCGAGGCGAUUCAGAUUGUGCCAUGGGAAGAGCACUGGGAUCCCUAUACUACUCUCCAGGAAUCUGAUGUAUUCCCCGAUCUGACUCGCACCCCUCGGUUGAUGGUCGAUGAAGAAAUGCGUGACUUCAUCCAAAGAGGACUGGCAUCAGUCGGAUUCGAUGUUGUUGGAUUGGGAGGCCACGUUGAAGAGGUUCGCCAGAUCAAGAGUGCAAGCGAGGUUGAGAUUCUUCGCGCCGUUAACACAGGAACUGUUGAAGCGGUGCGCCAGAUGAGAAAAUGUCUGUACCCGGGUUUGACCGAGAAUCAAAUUGCUGCAGCCCUAGAUGAUGCUCUACGCGCAGCCGGAAUGGAACCAUUCUUCGAUAUUGUACUAUUCGACGAGAAUGCAUCGAAUCCCCACGGUGGUACCAAUGGAACAAAGGUCCUCGAGGCCGAGACUUUUGUAUUGAUUGAUAAGCCGUCGGAGAACGAGAAGACCCUGACUCCGCAGAUCGCGGAGAAACUCAAGGUCUGGGAUAUUGUCUUUGAAGCACAGACGGAAUCAAUUCGCCAGUUCCGAGAGAAUUACACUGCCGCCAGUGUGGAUAUCGCUGCGCGCAACGUGAUUGACGGAGCCGGGUAUGAAGGAACUUUUACUCAUCGCCUCGGCCAUGGAAUCGGAAUCAAGGCCCAUGAAAGCCCCUAUCUCAACAAGGGAAACCACAAGACUCUUCUCAAGACCGGAAUGGCUUUCACUUCCGAGCCCGGUAUCUAUUUGGUUGACAAAUUUGGUGUCAGACAUGAGGAUAUUCUUCUUGUCCAGGGCGACAGCGAGCCUGAGCUGCUGACAGGAAGCAGGGCCGUUGGACCAUGGGACCCAUGA